CAACAGUCCUGACAGUGGGCGGCCAUCUUGGAUUCAGUGAGCCCGCAAACCUUACCUUGGCUUGGGUUGGAGAUGGGGAGAUAUCAAGCCGGCUGGAGGUUUAGCCGUUAGCUAUCCCAUUUAUUUUAAAACACGAAAUCCCAGGUCGGAGCUCGUUAUUUAUUUAUUUUUUAGCACGUCUGGAAGUCUUUUAUGUUGACGGGAUAACCGGUUUGAGGAUCUCUGCGGGUACCCCGCCUCCCGUCUGCUCUUCUUGUGUGUGAAUGCAGUGAAGCAGGGCCCGUUUCGGUGUGUUUAUUUCACUUUACACAGACGUAAUCUGUUUGCCUUUCUAACGCUGCUGUACACGUUAAUUUAUGCGAGGGAGCAGGUCUCUUCUGAUUUCGCCGGUGAAUAGUUUGUACCGUACUUGGCAGGAUGCGGUUCUCUAAGUUAUAUUUUAAUUAGGUUGCGACCGGUAGCAUUGCAGAGUAGAACUUGGUAGGUUUGAAUGGCUGGUUUAACUUUACAAGGAAUCAAUGGUUUUUAUUGAAAACCAUCACAGAACUGUCUGGCGUCUGCUGUUCUGAAAACUGUUGCAAAAUAAAUACAAAAGAUCCGGUCUGACCCUGGAAAUAUUAAUAACACGGCUGAGAAGAAUGUCGGCGAGAACACCACUGCCCACGGUUAAUGAACGCGACACCGAACAUCACACGUCUCGUGUGGAUGGGCGCUCGGAGGUGGCGACGCGGCCGAGCCGCACUGGAGCCCGCUGUAGGAAUUCCAUCGCCUCGUGUGCCGACGAACAGCCUCACAUCGGAAACUACCGCCUCCUCAAAACCAUUGGCAAGGGAAACUUCGCCAAGGUGAAGCUAGCCAGGCAUAUCCUCACUGGCAGAGAGGUUGCGAUAAAAAUAAUUGACAAAACGCAGCUGAAUCCUACCAGUCUUCAAAAGCUUUUCAGGGAAGUAAGAAUAAUGAAGAUUUUGAAUCAUCCAAAUAUAGUGAAAUUAUUUGAAGUUAUUGAAACAGACAAGACUCUUUACUUAAUAAUGGAAUAUGCCAGUGGAGGAGAGGUCUUUGAUUAUUUAGUCGCACAUGGACGAAUGAAGGAAAAGGAGGCCAGAUCUAAAUUUAGACAGAUAGUGUCUGCAGUGCAAUACUGUCAUCAAAAACACAUCGUGCACAGAGAUCUGAAGGCUGAAAAUCUGCUGCUUGACGCAGACAUGAAUAUUAAAAUAGCAGACUUUGGUUUCAGCAAUGAGUUUACAUUGGGCAAUAAACUGGACACGUUCUGUGGAAGCCCCCCCUACGCUGCUCCAGAGCUCUUCCAGGGAAAGAAAUACGAAGGACCUGAAGUAGAUGUUUGGAGUUUAGGGGUGAUCCUUUACACACUAGUCAGUGGAUCCUUACCAUUUGAUGGGCAGAACUUGAAAGAGUUAAGGGAAAGAGUACUAAGAGGAAAGUAUCGAAUUCCUUUCUACAUGUCAACAGACUGUGAAAACCUUCUCAAACGCUUCCUAGUGCUAAACCCAAUCAAAAGGGGCACACUUGAGCAAACAAUGAAGGACCGGUGGAUCAAUGCAGGCUGUGAGGAAGAAGAACUAAAGCCUUUUACAGAACCAGAAUUGGAUAUUACAGAUCAGAAGCGAAUAGACAUAAUGGUAGGGAUGGGCUAUUCGCUUGAAGAAAUUCACGAAUCCCUCGGCAAAAUGAAAUACGAUGAAAUAACGGCCACCUAUUUGCUGCUGGGCAGGAAAUCCUCUGAGUUGGACGCAAGUGAUUCCAGCUCAAGUAGCAACCUGUCUUUAGCAAAGAUCAGACCCAGCAGUGACCUCAACAACGGCAUUGGAACAUCCCCGGCACAUCACAAGGUCCAGAGAAUAUCAUCCAGCCAGAAACAGAGGAGGUACAGUGAUCAAGCCGGACCCUCGAUUCCCCCGGUCGUGACCUACCCAAAGAGAAGCCAGACAAGCACUACAGACAAUGACCUGAAGGAGGAAGCAGGUCAGUCCAGGAAGUCCAGUAGCAGCGCUGGGGGAGGAAGGGGAGUGGCUCCUGCCAGCCCCAUGCUUGGGAAUGCUGGCAACCCCAACAAGGCAGACAUUCCUGACCGGAAAAAGGGUUCGGCUGUCCCUAGUAAUAAUUCGGUUUCUGGUGGAAUGACCCGAAGAAACACUUACGUGUGCAGUGAAAGAAACAACACAGACAGGCAGUCUGUAAUACAGAACGGCAAGGAGAACAGCCUGACAGAAAUGUCCGCUUGCUCGCCUAGUCCUUCCGCAUACGCAUCAGCUUGCUCCACAUCCUCCAUCCAGCUGCGACAUCACAAGUCCAUGUCAGCCUCGGGCUACUCCAGCAGGAUGCUGUUGCCUCCCAUAGAAAGUGGAGCCGAUAUCUUCAGGCUUGUCACUACACCUGGCCAGAGAAACCCUGUGGCUUCCACCCACAGUAUCAGCAGCGCAGCCACCCCCGACCGCAUGCGCUUCCCCAGGGGCACCGCCAGCCGCAGCACUUUCCACGGCGGCCAGCUCCGAGAACGCAAGACCGCCACCUACAACGGGCCCCCCGCUUCUCCCACCCUGUCGCACGACGCCACGCCCCUGUCCCAGACUCGCACCCGGGGCUCCACCAACCUCUUCAGCAAACUGACAUCCAAACUCACAAGGAGAAUCCCAACAGAAUCUGAGAGAAAUGGGCGAUUUGAGAGCUCAAGUCGCAAUGUAUCUGGGGAUCAAAAAGACGAAAACAAAGAAACCAAGCCCCGUUCCCUCCGAUUUACCUGGAGUAUGAAAACCACAAGCUCCAUGGACCCCAGCGAUAUGAUGAGGGAGAUCCGCAAGGUACUGGACGCCAAUAACUGUGACUAUGAGCAGCGGGAGCGGUUCUUGCUUUUCUGUGUCCAUGGAGACGGGCAAGCUGAGAACCUGGUGCAGUGGGAGGUGGAGGUCUGCAAACUGCCGAGACUGUCCCUCAAUGGCGUUCGCUUCAAGAGAAUAUCAGGGACAUCCAUAGCUUUUAAAAACAUAGCUUCCAAAAUUGCCAACGAGUUAAAGCUGUAAAAUAGUAAUAGAAAUGAAAAAAAAAAAAAGUAAGCUGUAAAUUCUUAAGUAGCAGUUCAAAAAGUGUUUUUUCCUGAACACUGGCAAAAAUAUGUAUUUAAAAGGAAAAAAAAAUAAUGUAUAGAAUAAUGCUUAGGCAAUAAUUUCCUGCAUCUUUGGAAUUAUUAUUAUUUAUUAUUAUUAUUAUUAUUAUUAUUAUUAUUAUUGAAAGUAACAAACGUUCUUGAGCUGCUGGGGUGGGGGUAAACAUUUGAUCUUUAAGUGCACGACAGCAUUACUCAGUUUUUCUCUGCUGCAUAAAACCGGUUUUUAAAGGAAUCUCUAACUUUAUUUGACCAAUGUGUUUGGUAUGCACCCUGUUAUAAAAGGCAAUUUCUAAUCCUUGCAGUGUUACAGUGGAUGGAUGGGGAUGUCUGUGAAUCCUGUAGGUCUCUUGACAGAGCACAUUACCUACAGUUUGCAGCACCAAAUGAUCCUCGAAGAGCCUCCAAAACAGAGCAUUAAAAGUACUUCCCGUUUCUCAGACGGUGAAGGACGUAUUGCGCUCGAGAGCCUAUUGCAUACAUUUCUUACCAAACUUUCCUGUGAAGUAGUCCGCUCUCUGGCGUUUACACUGCUCGCUGUUAAACCAGAUGCUUGGUAGUGCAAGGCGGUUUGUUUUGCAGAAGAUAUAUUGACCAACUGAAAAAAAUAAAAUAAAAAAAACAGUAACAUUUUGGGAAAGGGAAUGCAUCAGUGCAACUGAGUUGAUGUUUUUCUUUGGAAAAGACAAACUAAGUCCUCCUCUAUCAUCUGUUAUUCCCAGGUUCUUCUGGCAGAUUUCAGUGCAGUAUUUGGGCAAUUGUAUUUAUUUAUUUUUUUGUAGCUUGUUCAGCUGUAAUUAUGGGUAAUACCAGCUGAGGUCUAGCCUGCGCACAGACUAGGUUUCUAAUGGUUGCCGCUGUGGGACAAUGUUCAUUUAAGUACAGUGUGCAGUUUUAUGGCUUUAGUUAUUUUGUUCUUUUCCAAAGCUUCAGCACAGUCUUUGGAAUGUAAAUAAUGUAACUUAGUUUUGCAACAGCUCCAUAUUGUUAUACUUCAUUUUUUCCUUUUUUUUUUUAAAACAUGUAAUGAGCCAGGAAUGAUGGAAUUGAUGUAACUUGUCUACAGUUAAAGUUCACCAGUGUCUCCAUUAAAACAACCUCAAAUCUA
This is a messenger RNA of Polyodon spathula (Mississippi paddlefish), 4232 nucleotides long. Its product is annotated as MAP/microtubule affinity-regulating kinase 3. Gene Ontology annotation, biological process: protein phosphorylation; intracellular signal transduction. The transcript has 18 exons. The record is from RefSeq and is a predicted model, not a curated record. Gene Ontology annotation, cellular component: plasma membrane; cytoplasm. The coding region runs from base 639 to 3041 and encodes 800 amino acids. Lineage: Eukaryota; Metazoa; Chordata; Actinopteri; Acipenseriformes; Polyodontidae. Gene Ontology annotation, molecular function: protein serine/threonine kinase activity; ATP binding.